Molecule: messenger RNA, 408 nt
Organism: Dacryopinax primogenitus
Lineage: Eukaryota; Fungi; Basidiomycota; Dacrymycetes; Dacrymycetales; Dacrymycetaceae
Exons: 2
Coding region: 1-408 (135 amino acids)
Source: RefSeq, a predicted model, not a curated record
AUGACGUCUGCUGUCAAACCUCUCGAUGUAUGGACUAAUGACCUCAUCGGGGAAAUCUACUUCAAUCCGGAUGACGCAACGGCCUUCAAGGCCUUCGAGGAUUACAUAAGCAGUGAUAUUCGUAUUGAAGUGAACGGCGCCGUGCUCCCGCGUUCCGUCUAUCUUGGAAUUGUCACACGCUACCGCGAGGAGGGUACUGGAACGGACCUCGGCAACCCGACCCUGUCCAUGCAUGUCGACGAUGUGGAGAAGCAGACCGGAACCGUUGCCCAAUGCGGCAAGUUUAGCACCAAGAACAAGGCAACCGGAGCGGUCGUCAACGCCACAGCGACGACGAUCAUCAAGGUCGAGUUCCGGGAUGGGAAGAGGGUGAUGACCAGCUUGACCGAGGUCAUUGCCGAUGACUAG